AGAACUGUCAGUCCGCGGUGAAGAAGAAGAGAAAGAAGGAACGCAAAAUUGUUCUUGUUAAAUUUUCACGGCUUUAUUGUCCAGUGAAGUUAUUUUUACCAAACAUUUAAAACCGUGAAUCUCUAUUUUUCUCUCUUGCGCGCCCGCUAUCGCUAUAGCACGACGAGUCUCGUGCAUGGUAGACGCUAAAACAGGGUGUUGAUUUGUGUAGCAUUUGGCUUUGCAUACAGCGUAUAUAGAUAUACACACAGUCAACACUGCACGCAGCUGCACCCACUUUUUUUAGCGUUCGAAGGUUUAGGUUGGAGUAGCGUACAUUUUUUCCUUUCUUUUCUUUGGUACUCCACUCCCGAAGGUGGGGUGCGUGUUAUGAUUUGUACGCGGGCGGUUCGAACGUCGUAAUGCACAAAAAUCGAACAUGAAGGGACCUUUUUAGAGUGGCAACAACACCAGAAAGCUAUAUAAUACGGUACCGCUAGUGUUACGCGAGAACCAGCAAAAUGCACGACCGAAGGGCGGCAGUGUGCUAUGGGCUGGUGUACAUCCUCUGUACCCAGGUACUGUCCACCAAUUCGCGCACCUCCACACUGUGGAAGCUGAACCCGGAGGAGGGUAAAAUUGUCAGUGUCGGAACGGGUGGAGCAAACUGCAAACUACAGAGCACGGGUGGAAAGGCGACAGAAAACACGGCCACCGCUGGGGAAGCUGAGUUUGACCCACACGCGACAAACCACGCGGAGGAGCUACUGGCCGAUCCGUACCAUCCUGAGGAUGAGGAUGAGGAAUCAACGUUUCACAUAAUCACUACCACGGCGGCUAACUACCGCGAUAAUACAUGGAGGCGGCACGCCCGGGACAAGAUUAUCGUGAAUCUAGUGAAGAGCUCGGCCGACAGUACACCGGGCGCUAAUAUCAAGGGAGCGGGCACGAGCGUCAGUACCGAACCGGCGGAUGUGCUGGAUUGUGGCAAACCGGUCAACUUCACCUACUAUGACGAUCUGAUCGGGGUGGCGCAACGCUACAGCCAUCCGAUCGCACCGGAACCGGAGGUGGCCUACCUGUUCCUCAAGAAGAAAGGUCCGAAAUCGCUCAAAAACUUCGACAUCGAUGCGCUGGAGCGGCGGCUGCGGAAGGCCAAAAGUGAAAAGCCCCGGUCGGUGCAACUCUACAAUCAAAUUGGCAACUUUUGGCGAAUAAAGGGCGAUGCGCGCCAGUCGAUCGAGUGUUUCCGCGGCGCGCUCGCAAUGUCACCGACGAACGCGGAAGUGUUGCUAAACCUUGCUCGGGUACUGUUCAAUCUGCAGUACUUGGACGAUGCGAUACAUCUAACCAGACGCUCCCUGGAAGUACAGCCGCGGGAUCGUAGCGCUUGGCGGCAGUAUUUUACGCUGGGUGAAAUUUUUAAAGCGUACGGCCAUUUCCAGGAAUCGGUUAACCAUUUGCGACAGGCGCUAGAGCUCUACCCCCAGUACGAACCGAUCAAGAAGGCGAUCGCGGAUGUGGAGAACAUUUCUGCCUCAUCCUUACACAUAUUUACCAUCAUCAUCAUCGUGUUCCUGGUGAUGUGCGUGCUAUAUGUGAUCCUUUCGUCGAACGAAAGCAACCAGAACAGCCACGAGCUGGAGCAGAAAGCGACCCGGCACUUUAACCGUGCAAUGGCCAUGCGCUCGCUAAAGGGCUUUACGCAGCGUUCGUUUAAAAAUCGCAAGUAAACAACCGUGUUCGGCGAUAGGUUGGCGUUUUAUUCGCCGGUAGGUACACGCGCGCGAACACCGGGCGACCCGUGCUCUAAAAUCUCUGUAUCCUGUAGUCGCCGUGUGUGUGUGUGUGCGUGCGGAUGUGGGUGAUCGUGUGUGUGUGUGUGUGUUGCGCAAGAGUAUAAAACGAGCGGGAAAAGAAGAUAAUAGAAUUAAUAGUCUGUAAGGAUGGAUGUAUGGGACGGAAUUCGUGAAAAUCUUCCGAUAGGCCACACCCCUCGCGCAUCGUAGAAAUUUGCAAAUUAAUGGAUUAAUAAUUGGAGGAGAGAAAGAGAGAGAGA
Anopheles stephensi (Asian malaria mosquito) is the source of this 2038-nucleotide messenger RNA. RefSeq lists its product as uncharacterized. Gene Ontology annotation, molecular function: protein binding. The transcript has 5 exons. The record is from RefSeq and is a predicted model, not a curated record. The coding region runs from base 501 to 1712 and encodes 403 amino acids. Gene Ontology annotation, cellular component: actin cytoskeleton; cytoplasm. Gene Ontology annotation, biological process: actin filament polymerization. NCBI's taxonomy places the organism in Eukaryota, Metazoa, Arthropoda, Insecta, Diptera, Culicidae.